AUGGUGGUUGUUCGUCCGAAACUGGUGGAAUCGUGGCUGAGCGACGCUCGAUUACGCGCUGUGUUGCAUACGAUCUCAUUCCCCGGAUUUCAAGAUAAAGAGACAUCUACGCGCGCUGCACUGCCAUGUGCAACGCUCGACACUCUAAGCAAGCUGCAUAUCCACUUUAUGCUCACGUUCCCGUUCGAAGCACUGUCGAUGAACUACGAGCCGCACGGAGUCAUGUCGUCACAGCUCGACGAUAUCUACGAGCGGUUGAUCGAGAAGCGCCACGGUGGAGGGUACUGCCUGCAGAUCAAUCUGCUGUACCGCGAGGUGCUGGCCAAGCUCGCGUUUCGCUUCGUCGGUGUGCUAGGCCGCGUCUUCUCGCCCAUCUCGAACAGCUGGACUGGACUGACGCAUACGGCGACGUUGGUGUACCUGCCGUCGCACAUCGCGUCGGAUCGUGGCAGCAUGGUGUACUAUCUGUCGGAUGUCGGAUUUGGAAGCAGUCCGCAUCGGCCCAUGUUGCUGCGCAACGAGUGGCAAGAGUUUGGUCGUGGUGGCGACAAGUUUCGCAUGGUGCACAGACAUGUGCAUCCGCAAUCGACGUUCGAGCCAGCUGGCGACGAACAAGUAGACCAGCACGUCGCGCAGAUCGCGCGUGACCAGAGCGUGUGGAUCCUCCAGCACCACAGGCACGGCACGCCCGACUGGCUCGACUGCUACUCGUUCUCGACCGCCGAAUGCUUCUAUCCAGACUACCACGCGUCCAACAAGGCCACCUCUCAUCCGGAAUCGCAACCUUUCGCGACCAUGAUCCUCGUAGUGCGCUAUCUGCUGCAUGCACCACUUGUCGAGCUUUCCGAAGAGCUCCUCGAGCGCGACAAACUGCCCAAGCAGCUGUAUCCCUACCAUCCGAGCGUUGUAGAACAGCGCAUGAUCGUAGGUGACAAGCACAUUAUCAAGGUCGGCGACCAACAGGUGUUGUCCGAGAAGAUCGCCGACGAAGGACACAGGGUCGAUCUGCUGAAACACAACUUUGCACUGCUCACACAUGUCGAAAAAGACGACGCGCUCAGAGAGAUCCGUGGCAAGCCGUCGAGCUUGAACGCUUUGAGCACGCGCAGCACACGCUGA
Molecule: messenger RNA, 1119 nt
Organism: Mycosarcoma maydis (corn smut)
Lineage: Eukaryota; Fungi; Basidiomycota; Ustilaginomycetes; Ustilaginales
Exons: 2
Coding region: 1-1119 (372 amino acids)
Molecular function (GO): acetyltransferase activity
Source: RefSeq, a predicted model, not a curated record